Messenger RNA from Closterium sp. Yama58-4, 729 nucleotides. NCBI's taxonomy places the organism in Eukaryota, Viridiplantae, Streptophyta, Zygnematophyceae, Desmidiales, Closteriaceae. The record is from the annotation of a GenBank genome assembly.
AUGGGAAAUUCGAUUCGAAGCGCACAUGUCUGGGAGACAUCCCCGUCGCAGGAUGUCAACGAGGCUCGCCAGAUGCGGUGGUUUCUUCGUCAACAGGCUGCGCGGCUGUCGCGAAAGCUGACUGUCAAAGCGCUUAUGACAGUGGGGGCCGAAUUAUCAGGGGCGGGGGAAAUGUCCCGCACGAUGAAAUCAAGCAUCAUAUUCUACGCGCCGUCGUCGCUGUUGCUUCUUGAUAGCCAUUUCGCCAACAUGCCGCUCCCGCUGCAGCAGCACGAACGGCAGCAGCGCGCCGCGGAGCAGGUUUUAGACCGGCGAUUACGACCAGUGUACGACAUGGUCGACUCGCGGAACCUGAAAGGCGCAUUGAAGCUCGUUAAUACUCUUGUUCAGAAAGCGGGAAGUGACCAGGCUCCGAUUAAGUUUCACACCCCCCCCUUCUCUCCCUCCCCUCUCUCCCCCACACCCACCCUCUCCACCAUCCCCACACCCACCCCCUCCACCUGCCCCCACCCACCCCAACCCCGCUCUUCCCCCCUCCCCUCCCCUGCGCAGCUGGUGAAGGCGCUGGUGCUGUACCGCAUGGGGCGGGAGGCGGAGGCGCUGGAGGUGUGCGGGGAGGUGCGGGAGGAGGGGCGCGCGGGGCAGCUGUCAGAGCGCACGCUCAUGGACCUCAUGGACCUCAUGGCCAGAAUGGGCAAAGGUGGGCGGGCGGCAUGCUCUGUCGUUUAG